AUGUGUAUCUUCGUUCCUGGCCAAUGUAAAGCAAAUUUCUUUUUACAGCAGCAUCACAAAAAAAUUGCCAAAAUAACGCCAAAGAAACCAAGUACUGGAGGAUCUAAAUACCCCGCGCCAAUAUCCAUUCCCAACAUAAUUGACACCGAUUGCGGCCUAACAAACAUACAUCUUCAUCACUUGGGCGCCCUGGUGUCAGCAGGAUUCGAGGUGUCGGCCAUAGUUGGAGAAAAUAUAUUGAAUACAGACCGCAUUCACACUAGCACUAGUGCCCGAACGAAGGGCAACAAAGAUAAUUUUGAAGGUAUUGUUGCAGGGUUGGAUAUGAGUGGCGAUGGUAGUUUUAGUGCCGUUUCUGAAACGUGGAACACCGACGGUAAUUCAACAAAGAAGAGAUUCUAUCAAACAGCGCAAUCAUUCAGCGAGGAGCAAAAACAGCAACAACAAUUGGAGCAACCCAACCAAGUAAAGGAAUUUUUAAGCAGGUCUCUUGUUGAACACGCACAUAGUAGAAACAGUACAAUGCAAUAUUCUGCGGGUGAAAAUCCCAAUCGAGAACACAACGUAGCUUACGAAUGUAAUAAUGAAUCGGCGGAAACACACUCUAUUGAUAUUAUGAAACCAAUCAACAUUUGCUUCGAUGCACAGACUACUAACACAAAUGACGAGGCGGGCACGACGAUGGCAGAACGUGAUGUUGGUUCGACGUUUUUAUUACCGCAUACACACCUGUAUAAAUCAGAUAUGCAAACACCCAAUUAGUUCUGGCUUGCAGUCCCGUUUUAAGGAAAUUUAUUUUUAUUUACCCAUUUAUUUACAUGCAUUUAUUAAAAGAAAAAAAUGUAGUUUACAUACUUA
Molecule: messenger RNA, 858 nt
Organism: Anastrepha obliqua
Lineage: Eukaryota; Metazoa; Arthropoda; Insecta; Diptera; Tephritidae
Exons: 4
Coding region: 1-762 (253 amino acids)
Source: RefSeq, a predicted model, not a curated record